This is a messenger RNA of Penicillium cataractarum, 1047 nucleotides long. RefSeq names its product putative RING finger domain protein. The transcript is spliced from 4 exons. Lineage: Eukaryota; Fungi; Ascomycota; Eurotiomycetes; Eurotiales; Aspergillaceae. Bases 1 to 1047 code for a protein of 348 amino acids. Gene Ontology annotation, molecular function: ubiquitin protein ligase activity. Gene Ontology annotation, cellular component: nucleus. The record is from RefSeq and is a predicted model, not a curated record.
AUGGCACAUUCAAAACGCAACACCUCCCUCCCGCACUUCACAUCCUACGAACGCACCCUCCUCCGCUCAACCUGGGGCUCCAAACGCAGCCACAUAAGCCGCGACUCCUUCCUGCCCUUCGCCUCAUGUCGCCUCUGCCUCCAACCCGCGCGCGCGCCGGUCGUCGCGUGCGCCACGAACGGGGAUCUGUUUUGCCGUGAGUGCGCGAUUAGCGAUCUGCUUGCGCAGAGGCAGGAGAUUAAGAGGUUGGAGAGGGAGAGGGAGGAGGCUCGGAUAUGGGGCUUGAGGGGGGGGAAGAAGAGGAAGGUGGAAGGUGAAGAGGUGGAGGGGAAGGUGGUGGAGGGUCAUGGUGAGGGUGAUGGGAAGAGGAGGAAGGUUUUCGAGUUGGAUAUGGCGCAGGUUGCGAGGGAGGAGCAGGAGAGGUUGAAGAAGGGGAUUAAAAAGGAGAAAGUUGUUAACCUGUGCACGCAGGACUCGAGUAAAUCAGCACUCCCAUCUUUCUGGGUCCCAUCUCUCACGCCGUCGACGGAUCACGAUGAAAUCACGGCUAACAAGGCCGUCAAAUUAACGCCCAUGUGUCCCGGCUCGAAUGAGACGCACACGCAUAGCUACUCUCUCAAGUCGCUGGUCGAUGUACACUUUACCGAAGAGAAGGACUCGGACGGGACGGUCUCGCGCGUGUGUCCUAGCUGCAAGAAGAAUCUUAGCAAUGGGUUGAAAGCUAUGCUGACGAAACCCUGUGGACAUGUGAUCUGCUCACCAUGCGUUACAAAGUUUAUGACUCCACACGACGUUCCAGAUCCCCAUGCCUCCAAGGAAGAACAGGCGAAGACUGCGGCGCUUCAUGGACUGGUGCUGUGUUACGUUUGCGAAACGGAUAUCACGCCUAAUGGGUCCAAUGGGGAUGCGGGGACGAAGAAGAAGUCUAAGAAGAAGGAGAAGGAUGCUAUUCUGCCUGGGCUGGUGGAGAUUAGCUCGGAGGGUACGGGAUUUGCGGGAGGUGGAGGGAAUGUUGUUACUAAGAGUGGUGUUGCAUUCCAGUGCUGA